AUGCGCGACAACGGUGCCAACGCUCCCAGCACUCCUUUGAAGAGCCCCAGACCCUCAUCCAACCCUCUCCAAGACCACGUCUUACCCUCGGUCGAGUUCACUUUCUCCUUCAGUCCCUCAUCUGCAGGUAGAUUGACCCCGAUAUCCUCCGUAGAGGACUCGCUCGACCACCAGGUCGAACGACGCUCCCUCACAGCCAACACCCAGUCCCUCUUUCAGAACUUGCGCCUGAGCGAAGCCAUGAGACAUCCAAAUCACAGUUCCCAGACUGAUCCCAGUAGUGGCCCGAGAGAAUCUGGGUUGACCCCUAACUCCCAUCAUACGACCUACAGGGACCUCUACAAUGCCACUCCUAGUCCAGGAGGUGCUUCUUCCAAAGAACCGAGCCAACGGCGGCCACAGACGCCAUCAUCUCCGCUGGGUUCUGUGAGCUCUCAUUCCCCGAACCUGCAUCCAGCGGACUCGGGGGAUACGGCAGCCAAGGAUUCAGAUCGCGACAACGAUCCUGAAUCUGACGAGGACUCACUGCAGAUCAAUAACAGUGAGGACGAUGACGAUGACGAGGAUUACCUCUACAAUAUCCGCCAGGAGGAACUUCCCCAGGUGCCGAUCUACGACAUUCGGCUCCAGAAUGCACUACGGAAUGUAAGAGGCGAGCUCGCAGACCUCGCGCAAGUUAUGAGUCGGCGCGAGCUGGCACAAGACCCCACAACCGCCUUUCAUGAACUGUAUAAACAGACGCUUGAGGCGAGCAGGUUCGCGUAUCCCGCGACGCGGACUGUUGGAUUUAUCGGUGACUCGGGAAUGGGAAAAAGUAGUCUCAUCAAUUCCAUCCUUGACCAAGAGGGUCUGGCUCGGUCGAGCGGAGACGGAGCUGCUUGCACCACUGUCGUCACAGAGUUCCGGAGUGUGAACGAGGAGCAUCCGCAAAACUAUACCAUCGAGGCAGAUUUCAUGGAUAAUGCCGAGAUCCGAGAACUUCUUGAGGAGCUGCUGUCAAGCGUCAGGAAAUACUACACGGACGCCUACCGGGACGUUCGUGAUGCAACAGAACAGGAGGACAUCAAGGCUGCUGCUAAGAGAGCCUGGGACACAUUGCUCUCUCUUUUUCCCAACCAGCCGGCGCUUGAACUUGACUUCCUCUCUAGGGACGGAGAGGAUGCGGUAGAGUCUAUUGUGACAACAUUGGAAGAGUGGGCAAUGGCUGGGUUGGACCACCGCCCUGGCGGACGCGACAGUCUUCUGUAUUCCGCUGUAGCUCGCCACGCUGAUGAAUGUAUGGAGCAGCUGGAUAACCUUAUGGCUGAUUCAAGGGAGGGUGAUAGGCCGGCACUAUGGCCUUUUGUCAAGUUGAUCAGGGUUUAUUUGCGAUCGCCGAUUCUGCGCACUGGCUUAGUGCUGGCUGACCUCCCUGGCUUUCGUGAUCUGAACUAUGCUCGAGAACGGGCAACUGAAAGGUAUCUUCGCCACAGUUGCGACGAGGUGUUCAUUGUUAGUACGAUCAUUCGUUGUACGACAGACCAGUCGAUUGGUGAUAUCAUUCGCCGAUGUGCACAAGGCCAACCGAUACGGAUCGUUUGUACUCGUUCAGAGGAUGUGGAUGCUAGAGAGACAGCACGGACAUCCUCUGCGGGCGACGCCAGACAUAUCCUCGAUCUUGACAGCCGAAUCCAGAACCUCGCACGAAGAAUCAGGCAGAUACGGUCUCGUAGACGACAAGCCAGCGGAAGUAGAAGUCAAAAUCUCGCUGCGGAGGAACUCGCCCUUAGGCUGAAGCGGUUACUCAUUGUAAGACGGAAUAAGCGCGUAACCGAGUCUUUAUCGCGUGCCUGGAGCAACCAAGCCCGGGUAUUCUGCGUGAGCAAUAAACUUUACGCAGACCACCGUGCAAACGAUCCCGAGCAAGCCAACGGAUACCUCGAGCUCAGUGGUAUCACAGAGCUUCGUCGCUAUUGCCAGUCUGUUCCCGCAGAUGCGCAGCUUCGUGCAACGGAAUCUUUUCUGCAAAAUCAAGUGCCCGCACUUCUAGGUUCCCUAACUCAAUGGGCAUUGGCGGGUUCCGACGCCGUCACUGUAGGCCGGGCGGAAGUUCUGCGCGAUGCCUUGAACGAAGCCGAACAGACUCUCCAACGGCCUUCGAGAGACAUCAUAGUAACCCCGGCACAGGCAACUCCCGGAACAGUUGGAGAGAUCAUGCAGUCGAUGCGAGCAGGGAAUGGGCAACCGUAA
This is a messenger RNA of Aspergillus fischeri NRRL 181, 2229 nucleotides long. RefSeq lists its product as uncharacterized. The record is from RefSeq and is a predicted model, not a curated record. The coding region runs from base 1 to 2229 and encodes 742 amino acids. The transcript is spliced from 8 exons. Lineage: Eukaryota; Fungi; Ascomycota; Eurotiomycetes; Eurotiales; Aspergillaceae.